UCAAACAGCAGGGAUGUUGAUCACCUUUACAACCCAAUAAAACUGCAGAGCGGUGAACAGAUGGGUUAUUAUUUAACCAGUGACCAACCCUACACACACACACACACACACACACACAACCUCCCUAUCAUCAAGUCCAGGAAACGUGUCUUGGCUUUGCUCCUCUGGUCCAUUAAACCAGAUGGAUUUCAUCGCCGAUCGAAGUCGCCGUGGCAACAGCCUUGUUACUUUGCUCAGCGGGUGGAAUCAUCGUCACGACAACGAGCGGAAAGUGCUGACAUUGAAUGUGCUGUUGCUUGGUGACCAGCAGAGUGGGAGGAGCUCUGUGGGGAACGCCCUGAUUGGUGGACACGAGUUUCAGACAAGCACCUUCAUCCCUGGUGUUUCCCUGACGACAGAGUUUCAGGUUCUCAGCAGAAAUUUCCCGCGUUAUUUCAGACGACAGGGGGCGGAGUCAGACCUCACGUUGAGAGUGAUUGACACGUCACCUCUGCCGCCCCACCCGCAGAGUGUGCACGAGCUCUGUCCUGAGGGCGUGCACGUACUUGUGGUCGUGGUGAGAGCUGACCGGUCACAUGAAGACACACAUGUGGAGAAACAUGGGGAGCGUCUCUUCGGACCAGAGUGGCGUCGUCACGCCUUACUCAUUAUCACACAUGCUGAUUACCUGGAGAAGGCGGGACUUCACCCCUCUGUCUACCUAUCGCAGACCUCUGAUUGGCUGAAAGCUCUGUCCAAUGAGGCAGCGGGUGGAGUCUUGUUCCUGGGCAACAGCUGCGAUUGGCCCUUGAUCAGAGGACAGCCGCUGAGAGAUGGAGUACUCCGCCUCUCAGCUGGAAACCAUCACAGAGCUGUGAAGGUCAGGACAGAGUUCACACUCUGAGGCUACGUCCAUCCUCCGUAUUCUGAUCCCUGUCCACCCUAACAUCACAUGGACCACUCACGUGCACUGUCUUUAUGAAGAGCACCUUUGUUCAAGGACUUCCAAGUUGAAAUAUGUCAUCAUGACUUGUUCUCCACUGUCCUGAAAGUCUGAUGAAACAAUGAAACAGACGAUUGUGGUUUCAAG
This is a messenger RNA of Platichthys flesus (European flounder), 1069 nucleotides long. RefSeq names its product GTPase IMAP family member GIMD1-like. The transcript is spliced from 4 exons. The coding region runs from base 182 to 883 and encodes 233 amino acids. Lineage: Eukaryota; Metazoa; Chordata; Actinopteri; Pleuronectiformes; Pleuronectidae. The record is from RefSeq and is a predicted model, not a curated record. Gene Ontology annotation, molecular function: GTP binding.